AUGGUCGCCUUUGACAAGUGUGAGACCCGACCGGCCCAUAUCGAUGCCAUUCUCAAUGGCCUCGAUCGGUACAACCCCGAAACUACCACAGUCUUCCAGGACUACGUGGCCCAGCAGUGCGAGGACCGUACAUUUGACAUCUACGCCAAUCUGGCUGUACUGAAGCUCUACCAGUUCAACCCCCACCUCCUCCAGGCCGACACCGUCACCAACGUCCUCGUCAAGGCCCUGACCGUCUUCCCUUCUCCCGCUUUCUCGCUCUGCCUCUCUCUUCUCCCAGCCCACACCCAGCCUUUCUCCACCACCCCAGAGGCUCAGGCUGCCGCUCAAAACUCAGACUUUGUUGAGUCCGUGCAAAAGCUCGCUCGCCUGUCUACCCUCCUCGAGUCCGCCCAGUACACUCAGUUCUGGUCCACACUCAAUUCCGAUGACCUGUACGCUGACUUGACUGCUGAUGCCGCUGGCUUCGAGGAGCUCGUCCGCAUCCGUAUCGCCGUUGAGGUUGGCAAGACUUUCCGCUCCGUCGCCACUGACUCUCUCGAGCAAUGGCUCGACCUGCGCAGCGGUGAGGCUCUCGAGAAGUUCGUCACUGAAGUCUGUGGCUGGAAGGUUGAUGGCUCUGUCGUCAAUGUCCCCACAAACAAGGAGAACGAGGUCCGCAGCGAGGUGAAGAGUGAGCGUGUUGGUGUUGAUAUGUUCGGUCGUGUCAUCCGUCGCGGCUUCGAGCAGGCCGCAUAA
Molecule: messenger RNA, 738 nt
Organism: Penicillium angulare
Lineage: Eukaryota; Fungi; Ascomycota; Eurotiomycetes; Eurotiales; Aspergillaceae
Product: CSN8/PSMD8/EIF3K family protein
Exons: 2
Coding region: 1-738 (245 amino acids)
Biological process (GO): regulation of translational initiation
Cellular component (GO): eukaryotic translation initiation factor 3 complex; cytoplasm
Molecular function (GO): translation initiation factor activity; ribosome binding
Source: RefSeq, a predicted model, not a curated record